Molecule: messenger RNA, 1023 nt
Organism: Giardia duodenalis
Lineage: Eukaryota; Fornicata; Diplomonadida; Hexamitidae
Exons: 1
Coding region: 1-1023 (340 amino acids)
Source: RefSeq, a predicted model, not a curated record
AUGACCACCCUUUUUCAGCGGCGAGAGCUUCAGAGAUCCAAACAGAUCAAGGAAGCCAGGACAUACAAGCAGCGAGCUGAUACCUACGAGGAACUGAAUGCCUUUGAGUUCACUAACGGCGGAGUUAUCUACAAUCAGGCGGAAUUGCCCGAAGAAGAUCCGUCGGACGAGCUAUUUACAGCCACCUAUGUCAGGGACGAGAAGAAGUCAGAGUGGGCGGCUAAAGUUCUUAAGGAGGCUAAGGAGAGAGCGGAGUUUGCAGAUGUCGCAACCCCCACCUACACGGACAUUCCGGCGCUACCCCACAAAACUGAGCUUGAGCAGAUACUCGACGACGUCAAGUAUCAAUCCAGAAUGGAUGGCUUACUAGGAGAUAGUAAUCUUCGGGGAUUUAAGAAGCCCUCGCAGAAGGAUGUAAUGGGUAUGAACGAGCAAGAGGAGAGGGAGUUCAAGGCACGGUUGGUUGAAGCAGCACGCAAGACCAUUACACUACCCAUAGAAACCCUCCCACGGCUCCCACAAACGAAACGGACACAGCCCCCACGUGUUGACCAAAGACACAGAAAGCCACCUCCUCCCUCGGGCUUUUCAACAAUCGACCCCUUCUUCAUUAUCCCCCACGAGUUGGAAGAAGAGCACAGAACAGGCUGCAUCCAGACCAAGCCUUUUCGGCUGGGCACAGACUUCAAGCCAGAACCAGGAGUCAUAAAUCAUCGGAUUGGGGUCGGAAGCGCCGUCCUACAGAAAUUCGCAAGACACGAACGAGACUACAACGCUAAGGUGCAGCACGACGCAACCGAAGAGCUCAACGCGAUGCGACAGCGAACCAGAGAAGCUUACGAAAGAGAUAGACACCAGAUCAUGACCCAGCGCAUGAACGCUCCCAAGGUGUCCCAGAUUACAGCUGGAUGCAUCGAGCCCAGAGACAUUCUACGGUUAGACAUAAGUGUGGAUAAGUUAAACAAGCAGGGGAGCCUCAUCAAGGGAUACGACACACUGUUUCGCAAGGCAGGUGGGGCUUAA